AUUUGGCGCCCGCGUGCAUAAACAUUUGAAAUGACAGACGGAGUAGCACCAUGGAAUUUGUGAAGUUCCUGUUAGGUUAUUGCUGUUUUCAUUUGGAUUCUUCAGUAACUAGACUGUCAAGAUACCAAGUGGACGAUGGAAGUCAAGUUUGACUGCUGGUUUACUUUUCAAAACACUUUUGAUAUCGAGUAUUGUGGCAAGGAUAGGGUUUUUUUCAGAUAGUAUGCUGACCGCUGGUAUGGGAUUUGUGAAAAUUCGGACCAUAGCAGUUUUGUUAUCGCUGUCUUUAAGUUCGUCGUUUGUAUUAUGGUGGAUAACACCUCCGGACUACUCCAUGAAAGGUAAAAUAUUAAUUCACUUGUCGAAUUUCUUGAUGUAAGUCCUCUUCAAGGGGCAGUGUGGGGUAAAAAGCGUACACAUUUAGCGAGAUUCGAUCUCCACCUGAACUUUAUUACAACUUUUCUUUAAACUAUAUUUACACUUGCCACUUACGCAAUAGUUUGAAACAUAACUUAAGAGUUGGGCAUGUAUGGAACAAACCUUCGAAAAUUUAAAAAUACGUGGCAAGUAUGGGGAAAGCCUGUUUGCCUGUUGUGAAAUAUAUUAUUACUAUCAAAAUGUCCAGAGUUUUUGUGUCUACAUGUAUGUGAAAAUAUCCCCUUGAAUGUGAAAUAUCAAGAAUAUUAUUGUAUUAUUUUAUUCCGGUUCGGUCUUUUCUCAACUGAUACCACUCAGCUAAUUUGAAAGUUGUUUUCAAAGAGAUGCUUAUCGUCUCCUAUUCAAAACAAAGGCGUUAUUUUCAUAAAAUGAAAAUUGUAUGUCGUAUUUGCGGUAACAUUUGGAAAAUGUCUAUCAGAAGGUAUGGCCAUCUGCGCAAAACUUUGUUAAAAAAAUAUUACACGAAAUUAUUAAUUGUUUUAUGCUUUUUACAACGUUUUUUUUUCGUAGGCUAAACAGAACAUUCCAGAACUAUUUUUCUUUGUAGACGACUUAACAUUUUCUUUCCUUGGCACUGUAUUUUAAUUAUUUUGAGUGUCUUUCAGAACGUCUUCCCCAUCAACAUUAAUGAUGAUUGUUAUUGUCUCGUCUUUUUGUGCGAAGCUAAUAAAAGAGAUGUAAUCUGUUCGUAUCAAGUUUACGUUGAUUAAAAUCAAGGGAAUGCCUUAGAUUUAACGGAAGACAAUUUUUCCACUCUCAGAAAUGAUAUUGUUGUUCCACUUCAAUACAUGUAGAUUCUGUUAUUGAAUUGAUCCAAUUACCGGUAAAUUCUCAUUGAAACUUUGAAGACGCAGCUGACAAAACUAUUUACAGCAAUAAAUUACUUGUCUGUGAGAAGUAUGCUUUUCCACUGUUUUUUUAGUCUUGAAAAGAAAAAUAUUUACUUGAAGUGGGCAAUGGCCUCUCUGUUUUUCAAACUUAAAUGUAUGAAUGCAGAAUUAUUGUUGUACAUGGCAAGGAAUGAUAACUUAUCACUGAAGCAAGCAUAGUUCAUUAAGGAGGAAUUGAUUGACAUCUAUUAGAUUUAUAUCCAGAAGCUUCAUUAUGGGUUUUGAAGAGGCCUUGGAUAGACAAAAUGUUCUUUGAACACCCAGCAGAGUCAAUUAAAAUGCUGAUAACAAGAUUUCUGAUGACCACAUUGUGCAAUUAAAGUCUACAAUAAUUGUAUAUGAAGUGAAGUGUGUGCAUGCCUCCUAUAAAGUGUUGCAGUUUGUCAACUUGGUUUCUCUCUUUAAUAUCAGUUUUUUUUUCAUUUAGAAGUGGAAUAAACUGAACAAUUAUCUUAAUGGUGUAUUAUUUAAGGGAAAUCCUUUGGAUUUAAAGCAGCUGUGAAUGUCUUGUAGUGAUUUGGGUAACAGUCUUGUGACAUUGUUGAUUGACAUGAUACAUCUUUUUUCAAGCAAAUGUUAAUUCCAGUUUUUUUUAUUGUUUUUAAAAUUGGAAACCAAAUGUUAAAUAGUCUUUCCUAUUGAAGAAUUUCUGUUAAAAAAUAAUGGAAUGAGGGGUUAUUUCUGGAAACUUUGAGGCAUCAACAGUCGUAUUUUUUAUUGCUUUUAAAAUUGCAAACCAAAUGGAAUGGUCUUUCCAAUUGAAAAAUUUCUUUUAAAAAUUGAAGAGUAAGGGGAGUUAUUUCUUGAAACUUUGAUGCAUCAACAGUUCCUAUUUUUAGUGCAUUAUCAUGUUUGGUUGAAGUAAGUUCUACGUAUGUCGUCAAGUCUUAUUUUAGAACAAAUGGAACUUUCCUGAUAUUAGACAUCAUAACCUCAACUUACCUAGUAUUAGGAAACAAGUACCCAGACUCUAUGAGAGCUAUAAUUUCAGUAUGGUUUUUAUGCAGUAAAAUAUGAUGAUAAACAAAAUUUGUCCUGAGAUGCAAACAGUACCUUUUUGUGAAUAAAAAUGACUUACUUUGUGUAUUUUUCAUGUUUGUUACUUUUUGUUCAUGGAGCCAUGUCAAAGCUUCAUGUACUUUGGCAAGUUUUAGCAAGUUUUACUGCAAGUUGUACUGCCAAAUUACCAACGAUGAAAAGCAAAUUAUCAAUAAUGAAAAGCUAGCAAACCCAACUGUCUGAGCUGGAAGUUUUAUUGAUCUAAGAAAAAUGGUUCAAACUUAAGAAGAUUGUUAAUUGAUUUUUGGAUCUGAUAAUCAUAGGCAUUUUAGUUCAAUUCUUCUUGAGUUCUAGGAUUCAUUUUACAGUAAGUGUUUAUGAGUUGCUUUUCAGAUUUAUAUGGUUGGCUUAUGAUUGCCUAUAAUUUGCCCCAAAAUGGCUUUCACAAUGUCUUCAGAUUUGAACACAGUAAGAACACAGUAAAAACACAGAAUUAGUCAUUUCUCCUUAAUCUCUCAAAAGGUAUAAUUUGGGGACUGUUUGAUUCAUUCCCAAUCCCAUAGAUUCUGGGUUACCAAUGGUGAUUGUUGUAUGUUUUUUUAAUUGUAUUCAGAUUAAGAGCAGUUUAAUAGUAUUUUCGGAUAAGGAAAUGUUGACAUGGAUACCAGUAGGGUUAAUUCUAGAUGAUUGUUUUAUUACUCUUCUUUAGUUGUGGUUAUCUUUAAUUCAAAUAUGAUAUAAUGAGAAGUCUGUCUUCAACAGAAAGGGAAACUUCACCGCUGAUAUCAGGCAGAAGGCAGGCUUUCUUAAAAGAGUUUGAAAGAGUUCAGACAGAAAACACAGAAUUAAAGAGACAACUUAAACUGGUGCAACAAAGAUUAAAAGACCUGUAUGAGAGGGAUAGCCGCAACCAACAAGGUAGGUUGACAUUGGAUUCUUGGGAAAGCUGAAAUAAGGGUAAACAGUGAGUAUGAAUAUGAUGAUAUUUUUUUGUAAAAAGAGUAGGAAAAAUGUACUUAACUUUUGGAUAUUUAACCUUGAAUACCAAGUUGCACUCAGCUUCCUUUUGUACAUGUACCAAAAACCUGCCUGAUAACCCUUGCUGUAACUAAGUCUGUAGUGUAUUGAUUAUACAUGUACCUAUCUUAAUUAUUGACAACAACCUUAGUAUGGAUUCUAAGGUGAGCACUUUGUACUUAAUUCAGUAAAUGUACUACUCGCAGUAAUCCUACUGUACUGGAAAUACCUGCAUGCUGUAAAAUUACUAUAAGUCAAUAAACUCUUAUACUUGUAUAUGUGUAACAUGUUUAUCAAUAAAGUUCAGUUAGCCUUUGGAAAUAAAGAAGGAAUAGUCUCUCUAUGUCUGAAUGAUGACACUACAAAGUCAAAAGAACUGCAGUUUGUGCAGUUCCUUUUAUUUAAUUAGUUUCAGAUCACAUUUAAAGAUUGUAAGGUUACUUAAUAUGAUUAUGAUUUUUAUAACUUCAUUAAUGUUAAUUACGGCUAUUAUUAUCAUAAUUGGUACCUUAAUGAUGCACCCCUUUUCUUUCUUUCAGCAUCACAAGGAAACAAGUCAACUGCAUGUGUGAAUGACCUUUUCCUUUAUCGUUGUGAGGUAUGAUACACUACUACUUAGUGCCUUAAACUGUAAUCAUUGGUCAUCCUAGUAAGAUGAACAAAAAGAGAUUGUCUAAACUGGAAGAAAAAGCUGCCAAUUUAGUGACCUGUGGUCAUUUGGCAAGCUAGAAUGUAAUUAGUACCUAGGUCAUUGAUCUGAAAUUGAAGUGAGAUGCACAUCUAUAUACAAUACUUACUCCGUUGAUGCCUGGUUGAUUCCCUUUUUGAAACAUUGCCCCGCAUUACACUGAAAUCACCACACAGCAGAUACUCAGUGCAUGUAUGUAUGUUAUAGUUUUUAAUGAUUUCAAGGAAAAAAAUUAAUUCAAAAUAAUUAUUUUCUAUGCUUUUUGAGAAAAAUAUUUUGUUUUUAUCCUACUAACAACAUGAACUUAAUAUACAUGUUGCUGUUUUGCUGACUGUAACCCCUAUUCAAAAGUAUUAUUUCCUUUCACAGGUUAUACAUAUUGCAGUGGUCUGUGCAGGUCAUGGUGCAAGUCGCCAAGUAGUCACUCUUAUUAAGUCUAUUCUGUUUCACCGCCGCAAUCCACUUCACUUCCAUUUCAUAUCAGAUAGCAUAGGACAGGAGAUUUUGAGUGUCCUUUUUCAGACAUGGGCUAUUCCAGCAGGUACCUUGGGUCAAUUGCUAUAACUGACUAAUAUAGGUUUGCAAUUGAGAAACUAAGUCUAUUUACACAAUUAUGUAUCCUGAAUAUUUGGGAGAAAAUGAAAAAAGUUUCAUGCUGGGUGCAGAUCAAUAGUAAGCCUGAAUUACAUCAAGUUGCCUGCAGACUAACCUGCUCAAACUUAAAAUUACUUCUCUAUUGCCUUAAAAUUAGUGUUUAUUACUGCAAAGAUCCUUCUCAUAUCCAUUUAUUAAUGCACAGUUCAAAUAUAUGAUUUUCAUGUAUUGACAGAUAUUAACAAACCAAUGAAAGUGUUUGCCAAACAGCAUGCAUCACUAAGAUGCUGAGAUCUAAAUCCCCGAACAAUUGCUUUGAUUCUUUGGCUGAAGAUAUAACACAACAUAGACCACAACAAGAAAAUGUAACAUUUAAACAAAAGAAAAACUUUCUUACUGAAGAAUUAGUACACAAUUCUGUAGUGUAAUAAGUGUCACAAAGGUGUUGGAAGGUGUUCAAAGCAUCUAUUAAAAGUGUUUGUAUGUGAGGGUAUGCUGGUUUGUACUGCAAUAGUCUAAAUUAAGUCAACAGUCUAAAGUCAACAAAAUGUUGUUGACACUUCAAUUAUUAAAUUUAUCAUUAUAUAAAACAUCAAACCUAAGUUUAAACAAGAUUAAAUCUGUAAUGAGCUUACUGAAGUGAUUUUAUACAUGAGCGAGUUGAUGUGGGGGAGUUGGUCCAUGAGUGAGUUGGUUGGAUUCUGUCACCCUACAUGUACACACUGUAGCAUAUAAAUUAGUCAUAAAAGAAUAAAAGACGAAAAACAUCUUUCUUAAUUCUUUACUGAGCUUAAAACUUAUCAUCUCUACUAUUUCUAUCUACAAACAUUACGCUAUUGACAUUGCUGAUACUAGCAGUAUGCAGGACGCGUGCCAUGUGAACUUCGUAAUAAACCUUGCUCACCUUAGAGUCUCUGUGGCUCAGUGGUAGAGCAUUGGAGUGCAAAUCCGAAAGUCUGAGGUUCGAUUCCUCAUGGGGACUCAGAAUUUUUUCUUUGUCCCAUGCUUGUGACAAGAUGAAAAACAUCUUUCUCAAAUUGGUGAUACUUAUACCAAACAAAAGGAAGUAAAAAACUGAGUUGGCUACCUUUUUGUUAGUUUUUGUCAUAUAGGAGUUUGGCUUUGUUUUUUUUUUAAUGAUAUCAUUUCGGUUAUCACAGAAAUAUUGUGAAACUAGUAGAAUAAAGUUGACAAUCUGUAAAUGCAUUUCAGCAUGGUGAUGAUUAAUUUACUUUUUUUCUUUCUUUUUACAGUUGAUACUAGUUUUUAUAGCACUGAUUCAAUAAAGGUAAGGUAAUUUAAUACUGACUGCUUCUAUCAAUUGGAAGUGUGUAUUGCCAAUAUACCUUAAAAAAAUUGUCCGAAUAUCAAGUGCUAACUCGAUCUUUUGGUGAAUUUAUGUCAACAAGAGUAACUGUUAUUGGUAAUCAUGACUGACACUUUGGCAGCUUGUCCAGGUAAAAGUCAUCAUCAGAGGGCAAAGUUGCUUUUUUUCUGACUUGUUAUACUUUAUGGGGCUCAAAAGGGUUUUUAUGCCAGGGGAGAAUGGAUCCAAAUAAAUGUAACCUAUGCUUGAUCCUCCCCCAAAAUUUUGUUGCCUGAGUUGUAAACAACAAGGCAGCCCCAAAUAAAUUCAAAUGAACAAGGCUGAACUUAUUUGUUUCCAAAAGUUGAACAUGGCCAUUUGUGCAGUAAAAAGGGAAAUAUUACUUAUAAAAAGAGCUUUGAGAAAAGUGAAAGUUUGGCCAACAAAGAAAGGCAAAAAAAAACUUUGGGAGAGUGAAGACUCAACAAUGGUGCACUUGCGAUCAAGGAUUGUACAAAUUUACAUCUAUGCUUCACAUGGAGUUAAGUUUUUCUGACAGGUGCAAGGUUAUCAAAUUAACUCAGAGAUAUCUUUCAAAAACUGAGUUUUGGAGGGUCUCCAAACACUGCUGCAUUGUUGCUAUGGCAACAGAUGAGGUCUCAAAAACAUGCUUAAAAAAUUACUCAACAAUAGUUUUAUUUAAGUGUUGAAAAAUUUUCCUGAUGAUGAGAUUGACAGUCUUGUAAUCUUUAGUUAGAAGACUCUAAGACUUUGAUGGCAGAAAAUGUCACUUUCAAGCCUCUUUAAGUCAUGGUUCACAAAGAAUGAUUGUUCAGUUUUGCCAUGAUUUUAUUAGCUGUAAAAUUACAGGUAGCUUAUGUCAGUUGUGAUUCUCAACUAGUGGUUAAGAUUAUAAAAUGACAGCCAAUUGCUCUCUUGAGUAAACCAUGUGCUAUAAAUGUCCAUUAUUACAAGCUACAUGUUCACUAAGUAGCUGAUGGAAGAGUUCACUUUGAAACAGCUCAAUAAAAACAGAGAGAUAUGCAGAGUAAGAAAAUAAAGCCCUUAAAUUGUGAGUUUGUUCAGAAUCUAUUAUUGGAACUUCAGAUCUCUUCCUUUCUAAAGCUGUGCAUGUCAGAAAUGUUUUCUUAAGGAUCAUUUUUGUAUUAAGUAUUUUUUUUUCAAGAGCAGUGUAUUUAUGGAGUAAUGAUUGCAAUUUUUUGUUACAGGAUAAAGUGUCUUGGAUACCUAAUAAACAUUAUUCUGGAAUCUUUGGUUUAAUGAAGUUGGUGUUAACUGAAGUUCUUCCACAAUUGCUUGACAAGGUAUCAAGUUAAACUUGUAUUUAUGUGGUUAUCACCAAGUUAACUUUGUGUUUUAGGGAAUUUAGGAUUACCAGAGAGUGCUAAUCAAUUUGGUUUAUGAUUUUUUCCUUCUUAGUUAUUUCACUUGACAAGUAUUUUAUGAUCUUGGUUGUAUUAAAUAGAAAAUGAGACAUUCCUUUCACUUCAAGUUCUGAGGCCCCUAUAAAUGUAAGACUGAAAUUUGUUAUGCAUAAGUUAUUCCUGACAAAUAGAAUUAAAAGAAAUGUCAUAUCAAGAUUUGAGUUUGGAUGGAAAUAAAAUAUUUUUGAAGAUGGGGGGGGGGUGUUAUUUGGCACUAUUUGCAACCCCUACACAUCUGGUGAGAGCAAAAUUAACCUAACAUAUAAAAAUAAAAUCUGAGCAUGGUAGAAAUAACCCUACCACCUUGUUUAGUUAUCACAUUUAUUAUCUGAGAUAAAUUUUGUAUUGUGUUUGUGCUGUCCUUAUGGAUGUUAUAUAUCACCAUAGGUACUUGUUCUGGAUACAGAUGUCAUAUUUGCAUCUGAUGUUGCUGAACUGUGGAGAAUGUUUGAUCAACUUACAGGAAGAAAGGUCAGAAUCAACAUGGUGGUAAUCUUUUGGAUUUUAUUGUUGGCUCAUUUGUAUUCUUUGUGUAAUUUCUCUAAGGGAAAUUGUUGUUAUGGCAUGUGCCCCUCUGUCCUAUCUGUUGUGUAAGGGUAUGUUGCUGCCUCUUGAGUUUUGGGUGAACUGUGCCCAUGAGUCACAAUAAUUUUAACACUUGAAUAAUGAAACUGAUGUAUUUAUUUACUUUUUUCAACUUUUUUUGCUUUCUUGAUUUCUGUUAAGGCUAUUGGUCUUGUAGACAACCAAAGUGAUUGGUAUCUUGGCAAAUUAUGGAAAAACCAUAAACCCUGGCCUGCUUUGGUGAGUCUUUGAAUUGUUUAAAUUUAAAGCAGUGAUGCUUUUUAACUGUCAGUUGUAAAUGCUUUGGGAGCAGAUGGCAGUAUUAUGGAAUUGUUCACUGGUGAGGUGGAGAGAUGUCCUGAAAUGGAAUGUUGGAAAUGGUGUGGACAGAUAUUUGAAAACCCUAAAGGGAUGUGCUGUAAAAGUAAGGUGUUUCCCAGUAUAGCACAAAAUAGUGAUCCUGGUGGGUUUGAACUUGUUCCUUUCCAUCCAGAAUCCAGUGUGCAAACCAUUAGGCAACUGCAUGAACCUUGGGCACAGGAACUUUAAUUUUUAUGCUUAUUUAUUUAGGGGAGAGGGUUCAACACAGGAGUUAUACUUCUGGACCUGUUCAAGUUGCGCCAAGAUAAGUGGACCAGUCUGUGGAGACUGACUGCUGAGAGGGAACUUAUGAACAUGCUGGCCACCUCUCUUGCAGAUCAGGUGAGCUCAUAAUCCUUUCUUUUACAGUUACAUGUGGCUAUGUUGGACUGGUGGUUUUUUUUUUAGAAUAAGAGAGUCAAUUAUCUCAACCUUUGGAAAAUCACUCAAGGCUCUAAUUGUGGACCUGACAUCCAAUUAGAGGUCCCCCCCCCCCCCCAAAAAAAAAAAAAAAAAAAAAAAAAAACUAUGACAGCUUAACAUUUUAUCUUUACAGUAAAUGGCAAAAAAUACUUUGGGGGAAGUUAGCUUAUGUCUGACAUGUACAAAAUGGAUCUUGAGGAUCUCCUGGUAAUUCCUGAAUCACUAUGUGGGAUACCUGUGGCAGACCAUGGCAAAAAUUUGCUUGAGUGUUGUUGUCAUCAGAUAUGGAAGUUAGCCUCAUGCCUAUGCUUCUCACAGAAGUUAGGCUCAAUGUUAAAUGAAUCCAAAAUUUAUAUCCUUCCAUAACUUAUUAAGUAGAUGUUUGUGUGUUUCUUUUGAAGGACAUAUUUAAUGCAGUGAUAAAGAGUAAUCCCCAUCUAGUGUUAAAACUGCCAUGUACAUGGAAUGUUCAGCUUGGAGACAACACUCGCAGUGCUGUGAGUACUUUCCUUUUAUGUCAUCCAGUAAUUAGUGUCAUAUGUCUGAGUGUAUAGGUAGCUGUCACUACACAUUUAGUGCAGCAACUGUAUUAAGUACAUGUAAACAAAGAAAAUAGUAAUCAGUUGAUAGAGCUCUUGUCAAAUGGAACUCUUUUUAAAGGCUCUGAUAAACAAGCAGCAAAUCACCAAAUGCCAUGUGGUAGGAGAACGCAAGGCAGAUAUUUACAGAUUGCAGAUGAGACUACUGGUCAGGUUACAAGUCCUGCAUUUUAACUGUGUAGCAUGCUUACCCCUGCAGUUUGCAAUAUGUAGUGGUGAAAUAAAUGAGGCAUCCUGUUGUAAUUAUGCCUCUAACAAAGUAAAAAAAGACACAAAAAUACUAAGAAUCAUCUUCUUGUAUACCAUAUUUACAGAACUGUUACAAGGAUGUCUCUGAAUUAAAGGUGAGCUGAAAGUUUGGUUUUUUUUUUUCAAAAUUGACAGUUAUGUAUCGUAUAGAUAUUCUUAUUAAAAUAAACAUGACACUAAUUGACAAAUCAAGUGCUAUAAAUAUUUUUUAGAAUUAUUAUAAUAGUCUAAUUUAUUCUUUGGUUUUUCUGAUUUAUUUCUGAGACAAAUUUAUUUACUCUCUCAAUCUUGAUUGAAGUUUUAUUUAUCAGUGAUUAGUUCUGCAUGUGAGGGGGCCUCUUAAUCUCUAGUCAAAGCACACAUUUCUCAGCUCACCAAACCUCCCAUAGAAAGCUGAGGCAUUAAGUUUGUUUCCAUAUCACCAUGUAGGUUAUUCACUGGAACUCCCCGAAAAAGCAGCUUGUGAAGAACAAGUAUGAAGAGUUUUUCAGGAACUUGUAUUUGACUUUCUUGGAAUAUGAUGGUAACUUUUUAAGGUAAGUUAACAGAUCUCAUAUCAAGUCAUAUUACAAGAAUCUGUGGGUACCAACAGAAGUGUCAGUGUUCUUAACUUGAAUAAAUCAUGGUGAUCCCCUAGAGCCCCAUUUACUGAAAAGAAGGGGCACUGAAAGAACUUGAAAAAGUCAAAAAGUUUUAGUUUUAACAGCAUUCUGCAACUGGCAACAGAAAAAUGUGAGCCACCAAUCCAAACAUCAGUGCUUAUUUUGGGGUUGAUGGCAAGAAACUUCAUUGAUUAAUGACUCACUAUAUAAUCAAGAAGAAUCGGUGUUUCAAUGAUUAGAGAUUUGUGACAUCUACUGUUACUAGGCGAUGGAUAUUCUCUUGUGAUGAAAAUGAUACAAAGUUGAAUAACACAACAGAUGGAGCUAGGCAGCAGCCAUCAGACAAGGUAACAGACAGUUAUUUUUCUCUAGAAGGUUGUAGUGCUUUUCUAAUAGACCAUAAACACAAGGUUCUCAGGGGCAGUAGUGAACUAUUGGUCAAGGGCAAAUAAAUGCAGUAGAUGAUCACAAGAUGCUUAUUAAAAAAAAUAGGUAUUGUAAAUUCAUUUACGCACAGCCAUAGAUUUACAAAAUUUUAAGAUUCUAGCCCUCUGAAUAUUUUUUAACUUGAAGUUAAUGUUACAAUAAUCAUCAGUUAAUGGAAUUUCUUUUUCCUUUUUACUAAGAUCAUGUGACCUGGAAAAAGGUUCAUACUGGUUUAAUUGCUCUUACACAGUACACUCAAACUGUGUUAGGUGGCUAACAAUCUUAAACUCAUUCCCACAUAACUGUGCGUUUUCAUGGAAAAUGACAGUUCAUUCAGCUGAACUUCCAUUGAUUGAUUACUUAGAGAUUAUUAAUUUUAUAAAAACAAACCCAGUAAUCCAGUGGGUAAACAAAAAUGUUUGUCAUAAUUGAACUUGGGUAUUGCAAAAUAUUUUGCUUCUUAAGUGUCACACAGAUCAGUUAUCUUCCUCAGUCAGUUUUAGCUUUGGCAAAUAAUCAGUUGCAAUCAAAAUAUUUGGCUCAACCUUAUCAAAAUGUUCGUAGCUUGCAUUUUUUUUUUCAAGUGGUAGCUUUCUACUAAACGAAGUAAAUUUUGCAAGGAUGUUGAUUUAUCUCUUUAGAUCUUUGAUAACCUUAGUAGCCCUGAAUUUGAGUGAGGCAAUCCUUCAUCUUAUAUGUAUGGACAUAUAGAUAAUGAUGUGUGCUGAAGGAAAUUAAUUGCUGUGUUUUAAUUCAGAGUGCAGGAAACGUGGACAGUGAGGAUGCAUGCUAUGAAUUUAAGCAAGAGCAAGAUUUGACACACAGGACUCAUCUAUACUAUCUUGAUUAUGAUUUUUCACAGGUAAGCUGAAUUGUACUUUUGUAAGCUUCAGAUUGUUUGGUAAAAUGGAGGUGAAUUGCUUGAUUUUUUUUUUUUUUUAUGAGGGUGCAAUCAGAAAUAAUUGAGUGGGAUCAUGUUUAUUCUUAUUCCUGAAAGUUUUAAGGACCUUUUUGCUUUUCCUCAAUUAGAUAAGCAAGGGGAAGAAAAGAGUAAUUUAAAGAAGAUUAUUGUUUUCUGUUAUAAAAAAGGAGGAAAUAAGUCAUAUUUAAAGAUUUGAGCUUGUCAUACUGUUUAUCGUAAAUGGAACAAAUAAGGCAUGUAAGGUGUUAUCAUUUUUAAAACUGAAUGACACCCUGUCUGUGAAAGUAGUAGGUUAUCAACCUUUCAAUUCACUUAUCACAUCCUGUUCACAAUUAUAUAAUCAUGUUGAUCUCUCUGAAUAAAGCUCACUUCUGCAUAACUGACUCUUGGUGUGUCUAAUUGACAGGCUGUUGAGCCCUCAGAUGUUACACUUGUAGUGCAGCUUUCCAUUGACAGGCUACAGAUGAUUGAGACUAUUUGUCUCCACUGGGAAGGUAAAAGUGAAAGUGAAAGUUGUGUCUCUUUCAGUGAAGGAAGUGUUACAGAUUCUUUCAAAGACUUCAAGAAGAGCCAAAAACAAAAUAGACACAGGAAAACAUUAAUUUUAAUUAGUAAUAAGGAUAGCUAAAUCAUGUGAUGGGUCAGAAAUCCAUGGCAAGUGUGUUGGCUGAUACAAAAAAUAAACUCUUAAGUGUUAAAAAUAAAAUGCAAAAUUAAAACUGCUUUUCUUAGAAAAAACACAGUAACUGUAACAAUGUAUUCCAUUUACCUCUACUGUUCAAUGUGCUGGACCAAUAUUGAUGCUAAAUAUUUGAUACCAUUGUAACCAAAGUUUUGUUGGAAGAUCUUGAUACCAUUCAAAAGAUAUCAAUUCUUUCAACACUGCUUGGGACUUGACUAUUUUAUCCAAUGCCCUGUUUCAGGUCCCAUCAGUUUAGCUUUGUACAUGUCUGACAGUGAGGCACAACAGUUCCUAAGCUAUGUUCAGAGCUCAACUGAAUUAGUGAAAAGAAAAAAUGUAGGAUAUCACAUUGUCUUCAGGGAAGGAGUAAGUAAAUAAUGUUCUGUUUGAUUUUUUUCACCAUAAACAAGUAAUACCAGUCGCUUUUUCCUUAUUUUAAAUUUACACAAUUAAUGGUGUUAUGUGCACUUUGAUUUCUCAAAUACCCUUGCACUGAUAUGCCCAAAUGUUCCCAUCAGGUCUGCUGGUUUUCAGUCUGAUAAAACCUUCUAAAAGUUAGUGAGCUACAGACUCUUGUUUUCUCCCAAACAGAAGGUGGUAUUCUCAAGUAUUUUUAACUAUUAUGACAUAACUUAGACAUAGCAUGUACUCUGAUUGUUCAAAAAUCUAUUGAAUAUUACCUGUAUUCCCAUAGAAAACUGAAACAGUGCCCACAUUGGGCAAAUUCUUUGAUUUUAAUUUGUUUAAACAGCUUCCUAGGCUUGCAGACUUUUAAAACUUUCCUUACAGAUUAUCAGAUUGCAAUUGCAGUGGUAGGCCAGUUCUGGUGACAAAAAUUGCACUAUUUAUAGUUACUGUAGUAUUCCUCAUUAUCACUUAAUAAUUUGGGCCUUCAUCUUGCAUGUUGCCAUUUCUCCCUAGUUUUCUUAGUCUUCAUUUGGCAAUAAAUUAUAAUUACAGUCUUCACUCUUCUGGCUGGCAGUUCGUCUAGUUUCUGGGACUUGGAUUGGAUUAUGGCACUUUUUGACAGGUUUCAUGGGAAUCAGCAACCUGAUCGCAAACUAAGAUUAAAUAUAUAUUUCUCUCUGACAAACUUCACUCAUCUUUGUGUCAUAACAUGAUGAUCAUGUAGAGCCUACUUACACAUUGUAUUGAUGAAUGGAUGAAAACAGUGAAUUAGUUCAAUCUGUUUCUUUUAGCUAUGGUCAUUUGAUAUCCUAAUUUUUAAGAUGUCAGCUUCCCUAUGCAUUAACAGAUAGUAAUUGUCAAUCUUAAGUGUUAGUAUGAUGCCUCAUCUUUUAUCUCAACUGGGUUUCUAACCUCUUUUUCAGCAAUUUUAUCCAGUAAACUACCUCAGAAACAUUGCUUUGGAACAUGUGCACACUCCAUUUGUAUUUUUGAGUGACAUUGAUUUUGUACCAGGGCCAGGAGCAUACAGCUCUAUGAGGUUUGUUGAAACAUAAAACAUCACUUUUUAGUGUUCUUUCUUUACUGAAUCUGAAUUAUCUAAAUGUCAGGCCAGUUAUUUGUGAGAAGUACAUGUUCUAUUUGUUCCAAAAAAUCAACUGAUUAAUUUGUUUUUUAACUUGAUCAUAUAUCCCUGUUUGGUAAGAAUCAAUGAAAGGCAUCAUGUCAUCCAGUUUUUUUCUCACCCAUGAGGAGCAGGGUCAUGGUUGAUCAGUCAUAUUAUAAUAGUAUUUAAUAUGUACUACCCUUUAAGCAUUUUCAAAUUUCCAUCAGCCCACAGCAGUAACUUUCCAUUAUUGUUUGAACAGGCAAUGGUUGAAAGCAGCUUCAAACAUGAACAAAAAGGUCAGUUGAUAUUAAUGAUUGAAGGUUUUGGCAAAAGAGGGGUCUGUCAAAUUUCAAAAUUGUGUUACUUAACUAUUGUGUAACAUGUUGGAAAUCAUGUAUCAGUAUAACUUUGAGCUUGUGUCUUAAAGGUAUUGAUAUAAUGUUCUAUUCUUGCCCCUGAGUUUAAAACCCCACUAUGGUAGUGAAAGAAAGGUCAAUCCACUGAUCACCAGCCUAUUUCAGAUUUAAAAAUAGUAGGUAAUACUUCGUAUUUGUUUGCAGGCAUUUGUUGUUCCAGCCUUCGAGACUCUUCACUACAAAUUAGAUUUUCCAAAGACAAAAGCACAGUUGCUGUCUCAGUGGGACCUGGGCUCAAUAUUUACAUUUAGGUGGGUUCAACAAGGGAUUAUAACUUUUUCAUUUUCAAUGAAGCCCAUUUUUUUUCAAAGAGGCCAUUUAUCAGACUGAAAUCAUAAAAUGGUGGAAGGAGAAGAAAUUAUUAUAUUUUAGAGCAGAUAGUUAAGAACCUAUGAUCAAGACAUAAAAUAUAUCAUUGAAAGAAUUUUGUUCUUGUAGUAAUUGCAUAUUAAGAAAUUAAAUGUUUAUUUUACUAUCAUGAUUAUUGAUGCAGAAUUCUCUUCCUUGCAACAUGCAGAGAAUGUAAGUUUGUUACAGGUUAUGAUUGAAAAAUCCACACCCAGGUACUGUGUCACAAGUGUUAAUGGUGUGAAGGAUUAGUCAGAUGACCAAUGUUUCGUCUGACAUUUCUUGAUCUUUAUCCAGACACCAUGAGUGGAGUAAAGGUCAUGCAGCAACCAAUUAUGCCAAGUGGAGAACAGCUACCACCCCAUACACUGUAAGUAGUGGCAGUAAGAACAUUAUAUCACAUUGUUACUAAUAUUAUUUGACUUUACUUCACAGAAUGGUGUAAUCUGAAUUUGUAGCUUGACCCACACAUUCAUAGCUGCAUCAUAGUGUACUCUUAUAAAUGAAACUUUGAAUUUGAAUCAUAAAAAUGGAAACAUCAGGAAACUUUCUGACUGUGAUCUAGAAAAUUUUGACCUUAAUAUGAUGCAAAAGACAGGCACAGAGUCUCACAAGCACAAAAAUAAUUCUGCAAUUGAAACUUUCCUUUUUUUUUUUUUGAGUUGGAACAGUAAAAAAUGCAACUUGUCUUUUCUCAUUUCUGUUUUUCUUUAAGUUAUGGAACUAAGUGGCAUGAUUGCAGCAGGCCCAGAUUGCUUUUUCUGGACUGGCUCAUGUCAGCCUGUCCUGCCUUGCACAUGUCAGCUGUCACUAUGGUCUUCUUUGGGAUUGCCCAAGUGGGGAGGGACAGUUCAUGUGAUAAUACUAGCUAAUCAUUAUUCAAUAAAUAAAAACUACUUUUUAAAAUCAAUUUCAUUUUAUGUAAAGCAUUUGUUUAAAUUUAUUCAUUACAGAUUCAGUGGGAAGAAGAUUUUGAGCCUUACAUAGUUGUAAGGAAUAAUAUCAGCAGAUAUGACAAACGUUUUGUUGGAUUUGGUUGGAAUAAAGUAGCGCACAUAAUGGAAUUACAAGCUCAGGGGUAAGUUAAAUAUGUUAGAAUUGCCAUAAUAAGCAGUCUACUUGAUGGUGAGUUAAUUGGAGAAAUACAAUUGUCUUCAAAUAAAAAUUAAAUUGUAUAUUUAGACAACAAAUUUAAAAUUAACUUCAGUCUAGACUUUGGUAGAUACUUUUUAAAAGAUGAGCUGUUUUUCUUGAGUCACUAAGAGCAUUCCCAUACUUGAAGCUUUAUUGUGACAGUAUAAUAAUUAUUAUAUACAGUGAUUACAUCCUGGAAAUAAACUGUAUAUAAUGGGAAGUUUCCCAACCCCUUAUUUUUAUUUCAGCCAAUGGAAAAAAGUAUAUAUUUCUUGUGAUCUCAUUAGUGGAAAAAAUCAUAAUUCAGUACUGUGACUUUCUCUUAUUUUCUGUGAAUUUUCAAAUUUGUCAAUUGGGAAGCAGGCAGAUUGACCACUUGUUUUCAAAGAAGCUGGGUAUAAGUAAGUUCUCUGACACAGAGAUGGGAACUAGAGACUUGUAUUAUUUUGUAAUUUGUAUUAUGCUUUGAGUCUCCACAUCAGAUUGUACAAAUUAAAACGAUAAGCAUUUCAAAAGGUGGAAUAAAUUGCCUUCAACAUCUUGAAAAUAUUUUGAAAAAUAAUCGCCUGAAGAAGACCAGCAGUAUGCAGUCAAAACAUCGUGAUCUACAUCACACAUGAGACAAACGAAAAACUUAGCUUUUAUAAAAAAUACAUUGGUGCCCUAAAUGCUCCAACUUUACCCCACAGUAAGGGAAAAUACCACAGAUAUGGUGAGCUAAAUUUUAGUGUGUUGGACUCCAUGAGAUAAGCCACAGUCAAAUGAGCCACUUAAUUUGACAGCUGCAGGACGUCACUUUAAAUCUACAAGCAUUCUUUAAAUUACAUGACUUUGUUUACCAUAAUUUUGGAUUGUGUGAUGUUGUGUGUUUAUCCACAUGUGCAAUCUCAACCAUGGGAAACUUGAGAGUUAUGAUCAUUAUGGUGAUGCCACUACUAUAGCAACUUGAGACAAAUAGUUCAGGUUUAAAAUGGCUGUGUUUUUUACCAUCUUUUUGCAUAUAUACUUACAUACUUGCAUAUAUAUAUAUAUACUAACUUGUUUCCUAUUGUGUCUUUCAAACUUGAGUGUAUAUGGUAUUGUCAAUUUAAGGGCAACAUGGUGUAGAGGUGUGUAGAGAUUAUUACUUCAUAGGGGCAGUAUUUUCAACUCAGUGUUAUCAAAGCUUAUACUGUACCUGGUUUUUGUUCACAGGUAUGAAUUUGUAGUUUUACCAAAUGUGUUCAGCAUACACAUGCCACACUCACCUUCAUUUGAUAUAUUUAAAUUCAGAUCCAGUGCAUUGUACAGAAGGUGAGUGCAAAUUUACAAUCUUGUGAAAUAUUGAAACUGUCUGAAAGUUUGAAAAAAAUACUAGGCCUGUAUGGGAUUUUCACUUUAUCUCAAGUAGUGUUCAGUACUGGGAAGAUUGCUUUCAUAUCCACUUCUUUAUUGGAAAUUCACACAUAUGAUUUUCAUUUAUGACAUGCAUUCAUACACCACUCCAUGGGUUUAUUUGGAACCAACAUAAUGACCUGCUCUCAGUUGGCUUGUUAGUUCAGUUGGUAGAGCACUGCAUCAGUAUCACAGAGGUCAUGGGUUUAAAUCUUGUACAGGCCUGAAUUUUUUCAGGCCUUAUUUUCACUACUGCUCAAGUAGUGUUCAUAACUGCGAAGAUCACUUUCAUAUUCAUUUCUUCUCAUUGAUAGUGGUGACCUGUUGAAUUUUUGUUCACAGAUGCCUCAGUAGAUUAAAACAAGAAUUUGUUCAAGAUAUGAUAACAAAGUAUGGAAGGGAACAUUUGGGAGAUGUGGACAUGGAUAGUUAACAACUGUUAUCUUGAUUUGUUUUAAGUCAUGUUUAUAAUAUUUUAAAUCUGUCAGUUUUAAUCAGCAGUUGAAAACAAAAUACUUUUUAUUUAAACAAGCUUGGAGAAAGUUUUACUAGGUAACAAACCAAGUGCUGAGGGGGUUUUAUGUCAUGAUUCCUAGAUCAGAGCAAAACAGCGGUAUCAUUACUGGAAGAACAAGGUAGCAUCUUGGCUGUUUGUGUUGUAGUAAAAUAGAGCUAACUCUUUACACCCUAACAUAGGUGUUCUUAUUCUCCUUGCUGUUCCCUAUACAUUUCCAUUGAGGCUGACAUGGAGAAUUUGUUCACCUUUCAAGUGCUUCUCCAGUUGUCUUAUUGGCAAUCAUUUCCUUUAUUCUCAUGACCUUAGAGUUUGAUUCAGCAGUAAUACUCAAGAAGAAAUUAGAUGCCAACCAUUCUUAGUGGUUAAAGGGUUGACCCUUUCUUAGCCAACCCAAAGCUUAGAUUAAACAUGCUUGGCACAGAUGAAAGUGGUAUGAAAACAGCUAUAGAUACAGUUUUGUUUUGUACUACAUGUAAUUAAGCUGAGUUAGUUACAAACUGUAAUAAAUAACAACUGUCUUCACUUCAUUUCCAAAUUCAAUUAAAUCAAAGGUACUCUUUUAACUUACAAACUUUCAUAUUUCAGUGAACACACUGUUGAUACAUGAACUAAACUUUUAAUAACAAUUCAAAAGCAGUAGUUUUAUAGGGUUUUUUUUAAAGGUUUUACUUAAAUUGAAUCCUUACACAUAUUCUGAUACUUAUAGCUAUUUUAUGAGGGGAUAGAACCUGCAAUAGUUGAAGUUACAGUUAUUUAUUUUUAUGUGUACCAACAGCAUAGAGAGCAUUGUUUACUAUAAAUUUCCUGUCAGUGGUGAUCAUUCUUUGUUGUUGCAGUGCUGACUAUAUGUUCUCUUCUGAAUCUAUUUUUGUUACAGUGAUGAGUGAAAAUCAGUCAGGUUGCAUCCACAAAAUACAAAUCAAAAUUAUUUACCCUUGAAUUUCAAAUCCAUGUAGGUAAUUCUAAUUUAUUUUCACGGAAAUUUUAUUUUAUUUACACAAGGGUUGAGGCUAGUUGUCACAAAUUAUUUGAUAAAUCCAUGAUCUAUAGAGUAAUAAAUUGUAAUAAAAAUAUUCAAAUGAUUCAAC
Molecule: messenger RNA, 18597 nt
Organism: Pocillopora meandrina
Lineage: Eukaryota; Metazoa; Cnidaria; Anthozoa; Scleractinia; Pocilloporidae
Source: the annotation of a GenBank genome assembly